Molecule: messenger RNA, 324 nt
Organism: Paramecium octaurelia
Lineage: Eukaryota; Ciliophora; Oligohymenophorea; Peniculida; Parameciidae
Source: the annotation of a GenBank genome assembly
AUGGACUAUUGUGAUUCUUGCAGAACUGUGUUAGAGGAGAGAACUUAAUUGUUAAACAAUAUUAGAAACUUGAGGGGAAAACUGGAGAAGGCUGAAAUCGAAUUAAAAGAAUUAAAAGAUGAGAACUAAUACUUAAAGGACAAAGGACAUGCUUCCUAAAAAUUGAAAAGGAAAAAUAAUAUGUUUAAAUUAGAAUUGGAAUAGAGUUACUAAAAAAUUGAAUAAUUAUAAUUGAUUAUUCAGCAUAAAGAUAUGAUAAUCGAUGAAUAAGCUUUAAAUGAUAAUGCUACCGAAAAUACUCCUAAAAUAGAAAAAAGGAAAUGA